Molecule: messenger RNA, 183 nt
Organism: Onychomys torridus (southern grasshopper mouse)
Lineage: Eukaryota; Metazoa; Chordata; Mammalia; Rodentia; Cricetidae
Product: keratin-associated protein 20-2-like
Exons: 1
Coding region: 1-183 (60 amino acids)
Source: RefSeq, a predicted model, not a curated record
AUGUGUUACUAUGGCGGAUAUUAUGGAGGCCUGGGCUAUGGCUAUGGUGGCCUAGGCUAUGGCUAUGGCUGUGGCUAUGGCUGUGGCUAUGGCUGUGGCUAUGGCUGUGGCUAUGGUGGUUAUGGUUAUGGCUGCUGCCGCCCACUGUGCUAUAGAAGGUACUGGUCCUGUGGCUUCUACUGA